This is a messenger RNA of Cladocopium goreaui, 437 nucleotides long. The record is from the annotation of a GenBank genome assembly. NCBI's taxonomy places the organism in Eukaryota, Dinophyceae, Suessiales, Symbiodiniaceae.
AGGAGAUGUGCCAAGACGCCUGGAUGUCGCGUCUUUGGUCAACCUACCUGGACUGCGACUUUCUGCAGAAUUAUCUCAGAUGGACCAGCCCCGAGUCAGAUUGGCUGGAGGAGGCCUUCGUGACCUAUGUCGCAGGCCCACAGGAUUCCAUCUACGCGUUGCAGGCGGUAAAUUUGAUUCGUUCCAUCGACCUCUUCUCCACCCGUCCCGUGGUGGUGGUGGUCUUUGACGACAAAUUCAUGCCCCCUGCGCAGUGGCAUGGCUUUCCAAAUGUGAUCGUCUACAAGAUGCUUCCCAUGAAAGGUCACCAUGUCUCCUUCAACUUCAACAAGCUGCGUGCCAUGGUGGCGGCCAGAGUUCUGGUGGGCAUCCAACUGGAGCGCCACUUACCAGGGGGUUCGGAGGAGUGUCUCCAUAAGAAUAGUGAAGGCAUCUGA